This is a messenger RNA of Penicillium atrosanguineum, 2961 nucleotides long. RefSeq names its product Sec23/Sec24 family protein. The record is from RefSeq and is a predicted model, not a curated record. Gene Ontology annotation, biological process: endoplasmic reticulum to Golgi vesicle-mediated transport; COPII-coated vesicle cargo loading; intracellular protein transport. Gene Ontology annotation, molecular function: zinc ion binding; SNARE binding. The coding region runs from base 1 to 2961 and encodes 986 amino acids. The transcript has 7 exons. Lineage: Eukaryota; Fungi; Ascomycota; Eurotiomycetes; Eurotiales; Aspergillaceae. Gene Ontology annotation, cellular component: endoplasmic reticulum exit site; COPII vesicle coat.
AUGAAGAGUCGGCUGGGCCCCUACUCUCCAGGCGCUGCACCUCAACAACCAUACUCUCCUGGUGCGGCUCCGCAGCAACCAGGAGCUUCCUACAGUAACCCGGCACCGAACCAGUGGUCUACAUACGGUUCUCCUCAGCAACAGCCCGGACCCGCGGAGGCAUACAAUGCACAGCCAGUUCCCAUGGGGGCAGGAGACCCGAACAUGGCAGGGUUGGCUUCUCAGAUGAGUGGCCUGGGCAUUGCGCCAGAUGCUGGAGCUAAGACACAUCGGAAGAAGCACCGCCAUGCUUAUCACGAUAUUGGAACCGGGAGUGCUGCUCCUGCUAGUGGGAUGCCCAUGGCAGGCGCGCCGCAGCAGGAUUCUCGAUUCCUUAGCACUGGAUUCAAUCAGGAUACGCGACCAGUGUCGCCGCUGGCUGCACUCCAGCAAGGGCAGACCGCGCAGCCGGGAAUAGGUUCGCAGCCUGGCAUGGCCGGUGGUGCGGAUUCCGUCGCUACACAAGGUCGAAUUGACCCCGAACAGAUCCCAAGCAUCCCUCGAUCACGCGACGUGCCCGCUCAGUACUAUUUCAACCAUGUCUAUCCUACUAUGGACCGGCAUUUGCCUCCGCCAUCGUCAAUUCCCUUUGUCGCCCACGACCAGGGCAACUCCUCACCGAAAUACGCUCGUCUGACACUCAACAACAUUCCCUCGACCUCCGACUUCCUCUCCUCUACCGGAUUACCUCUAGGCAUGAUCUUGCAACCACUAGCACCUCUGGACGCCGGCGAACAACCCAUUCCCGUGCUGGAUUUCGGAGACGUAGGCCCCCCCAGAUGUCGACGAUGCCGAACCUACAUCAACCCCUUUAUGUCGUUCCGCGCCGGUGGUAGCAAGUUUGUCUGCAACAUGUGCACGUUCCCCAAUGAUACGUCAUCCGAAUACUUUGCGCCCCUCGAUCCAUCCGGCGCGCGCGUGGACCGUAUGCAGCGGCCAGAAUUGAUGAUGGGCACGGUGGAAUUCUUGGUGCCAAAGGAAUAUUGGAACAAGGAGCCCGUUGGUCUGCAGACCGUGUUUUUGAUCGAUGUUAGCCGGGAGUCAGUUCACCGAGGCUUCUUGAAGGGUGUUUGCGAGGGUAUCGCGGAGGCCCUGUAUGGCGAGGAUGGGGCAGCAGAUGGAACCGAGGGCGAUGAAGCCAAGGCACGCAGAAUCCCCACAGGUUCAAAGAUCGGAAUUGUCACAUUUGAUAAGGAAGUGCAGUUCUACAACCUUACUGCGACACUGGAUCAGGCCCAGAUGAUGGUAAUGACGGAUCUAGAGGAGCCUUUCGUACCAUUGGGUGAGGGUCUGUUUGUCGAUCCCUACGAAUCUAAGUCCGUUAUUACAUCGCUGCUGAACCGGAUACCUACUAUUUUUCAACAUAUUAAAAAUCCCGACCCGGCUUUGUUGCCCGCCCUUAACGCUGCUCUUGCAUCGCUACAGCAGACUGGCGGUAAAGUUGUCUGCUCAGUGGCAAGCUUGCCUACCUGGGGGCCUGGACAGCUUUCGGUGCGGGAGGAUCCCAAGUUACACGGCACCGAUGCGGAACGCAAAUUGUUCACCACAGAGAACCCGGCCUGGAAGAAGACAGCGACCAAGUUCGCCGAGGCUGGAGUCGGCGUGGAUCUCUUCAUUGCCGCUCCCGGUGGCACAUACAUGGACGUGGCGACCAUUGGGCACGUCUCUGGCCUUACUGGCAGCGAGACCUUCUUCUAUCCCAACUUCCAUGCCCCACGCGAUCUCCUGAAAAUCCGGCGGGAGAUGGCACAUGUCGUGCAACGAGAUACCGGUUACCAGGCAUUGAUGAAAGUGCGAUGCUCAAAUGGUCUCCAGGUGUCUUCGUACCACGGCAAUUUCGUGCAGAAUACUCUUGGUGCAGACCUCGAGAUCGCGAGUGUCGAUGCGGACAAGGCCAUCGGAGUCAUCUUCAGCUACGACGGAAAGCUUGAUCCCAAGCUUGAUGCUCACUUCCAGGCUGCAUUGCUCUAUACUUCGGCUGAUGGUCAACGCCGGGUCCGCUGUAUCAAUGUGGUGGCCGCUGUUAACGACGGCGCCAUGGAGACAGUGAAAUUCGUGGAUCAGGAUGCCGUCGUGUCGGUCAUCGCCAAGGAAGCUGCUUCCAAGACACUCGACAAGAACCUCAAGGAUAUUCGUGCCAACAUCUCUGAGAAGACGGUCGAUAUCUUUAGCGGAUACCGCAAGAUCUUUUCUGGCUCACACCCACCUGGCCAGCUGGUCUUGCCGGAGAACUUGAAAGAAUUCUCCAUGUACAUGCUCAGCUUGAUCAAGUCAAGAGCAUUCAAGGGUGGCAACGAGGCGUCAGACCGCCGGACUCACGACAUGCGCAUGAUACGAGCCUUCGGCUGCACGGAGCUAUCCCUCUACCUCUACCCUCGUAUUCUUCCCAUCCAUAACAUGAACCCGGAGGACGGAUUCCCCAAUGAGCACGGACAGCUCCAAGUACCACCAGCACUACGGGCUAGUUUCUCCAAGAUUGAGGAGGGCGGUGUCUAUCUCGUGGACAAUGGCCAGACCGUUCUACUGUGGCUGCAUGCGCAAGUCUCACCAAACCUUCUGGAGGACUUGUUUGGCCCCGGUCAAAACUCGCUACAGGUACUGAGUCCCAAUCUCUCGGCUCUGCCGGUGCUGGAGACACAUCUCAACGCCCAAGUGCGGAACUUGUUGCAAUACUUCUCCACCGUGCGCGGAUCUAAAGCGGUCACGAUCCAGUUGGCACGACAGGGACUUGAUGGGGCGGAGUAUGAAUUUGCCCGAUUGCUACUGGAAGACCGGAACAACGAAGCCCAAAGCUACGUGGACUGGUUGGUACACAUUCACCGGCAGAUCAAUCUCGAGCUUGCCGGUCACCGCAAGAAGGAGGAAACAACGGGUGAGAGUACAUUGGCUAGUUUGUCGGCUAUGCGGGCGCCGUAUUGGUAA